GCUGACUAAUUCAGUGCAUCUUCUAGCAGAGUUGAUUGUUGUGAGAUCGCAGGUCGAGAGGAUGACAUCUCGAGUGUACUGCUCGUUGAGUGUUGUUUUAGUGUGUCUGUCUGCAUGUUUGAGCACAAACCACGCUGGAGUCGUAGCAAAGCCGGGACAGUGUCCAAGCUCAAAAUCUGGUGGAGGAAAUUGUGCUGAGUUGUGUUCCUAUGACCGUGACUGUCCCAACAAUGAGAAAUGUUGCAGCAAUGGAUGUGGACGUCAGUGUAUGGCUCCAUAUACAGUGAAGCCUGCAGCUGAACCGGCAAAGCCUGCAGUUUGUGCUGAAAACUGUCAAAAAACUCACCCUAAUGCCCAAUGUUCUGGCCCCAAGAGGGGCCCUCCAGAGCCUGUAGUGAAGCCUGUGGCCGAACCAGUGAAGCCUGUGGCUGAACCAGCAAAGCCUGCAGUAUGUGCUGAAAACUGUCAAAAAACUCACCCUAAUGCCCAAUGUUCUGGCCCAAAGAGGGGUCCUCCAGACCCUGUACUGAUCCCUGUGGCCGAACCAGCAAAGCCUCCAGUGAAGCCUGCGGCUGAACCGGCAAAGCCAGCAGUGUGUUCUGAAAACUGUCAAAAAACUCACCCUGAUGCCCAAUGUCCUGGUUCUAAGGGGGGUCCUCCUGGACAUAAAGAAAAUGGCCAUGCAUGCAGUUAACAGUGUUGAU
Rhinichthys klamathensis goyatoka is the source of this 704-nucleotide messenger RNA. Its product is annotated as whey acidic protein-like. Lineage: Eukaryota; Metazoa; Chordata; Actinopteri; Cypriniformes; Leuciscidae. Gene Ontology annotation, molecular function: peptidase inhibitor activity. The coding region runs from base 62 to 694 and encodes 210 amino acids. Gene Ontology annotation, cellular component: extracellular region. The transcript is spliced from 3 exons. The record is from RefSeq and is a predicted model, not a curated record.